Messenger RNA from Apus apus (common swift), 1438 nucleotides. Its product is annotated as protein brambleberry-like. NCBI's taxonomy places the organism in Eukaryota, Metazoa, Chordata, Aves, Apodiformes, Apodidae. The transcript has 11 exons. Bases 36 to 1211 code for a protein of 391 amino acids. The record is from RefSeq and is a predicted model, not a curated record.
CUUGGACGGGGCGACUGCGCAGGACCCCCCCUAUCAUGGUGCCCCGAAUCUGCUGUGCUCUGCUGCUCCUCUGUGCUGCUACCAGGUUUUUGGGGUGGCUCUGCCUUGGCACCCCCCAAGAGAAGCUGGAGACCCCCCUGGAGCUGAGAACCCCCCAAAAGGAGGAGCUACAGGAGCAGCUGGAAGGAUCAGAAGCCCCCGUCCACCCCAGCCUGCAGCCACCAGUGCUGGAUGAGACCCUCAUCACCAACGGGCAGCUCCGGGUGGCCCAGCUCAUGGAGGACAUCGCCCAACGGAUGGGGAAUGUGAGCAGCCAUGGGGCCACGGGGCUCCGGGAAGGUCACCGGGUUGUCCUGUCCAGCCUCCACCAGGCACAGGAAAGAGCUCAGGAUGUCCAUCCCCAACUAGAGAGUGACGUGGCCCUUCUCCUGGCCCAGCAGCACCAGAUGGAGGAGGUGAUGGAGAAGCUUCAACGAGUCAACCAGAGCCUGGGGCUGGUGCUGGUGGCUGUAGAGGGUGCACGGAACCGGCUGGAGAACCAUCUGCAGGACCUUCAUGCUGUCCUUGACCCAACUGGUCGCAGCCCAAGUGCCAUCUCCACCUGUGUCCUACAUGGCUUUGUGCUGCUGGUUGGGCUUCUGGUGCUCAAGCCACCCCAUGCCAUCCUCCUCUUCCUCCUCUUCCUGGUCUCCAGCACCCUUGGCGAGCUCCUCGGCAUCCCGGCACUCUCCGCUCUCCUGGUCCUUGCUGUGGCAGGACAGUGGCUGGUGAUGACCACCCACCGUGGUGCUUAUGGAGCCUGGCCAGUGUUUCCCUGCCACCAGCUCACCUCCACCCCAAACAGGGAACACAAAAUGGAGCUGUUGCAGGAGGAGCUGGACAGGAUGGAGAUGAGCUGCCUGGAAGAGCCCUCAUGCCUGGAGCAGCUCCCAGCAAUGACAAGGGACCUCUGGAGCUUAGAAGGGAAGAUGUCACCUGUCCCUGGUGGCCAGAGGACAAAACUAAGCUCAUGUGGGGGGACCCCAGAGCAGGCCCUGGGUGCCAGGAAGCAUUGGGAGCCCAAACCCCACGACCCAAACCAGUCUCUGGCCAGUGAUGUGUCCUUGAUGUCCCCAAGGUCCCCAUGCCAGGGGCUGACCAAAGCUGGGCAGAGGUGCCGGAAGAAAGCCACCCCUGGGCAGGACUUCUGCCACGUCCAUGCCACAAACUGAGCCUCCUGCAUGGACUCAUCCCCUCAUCUUUGACCCUCUACCCCCCUACCAGAGGGGUUUUUGACCCUCCUGUGGUUCUUCCAGAUGCUGGUGAACACCUGGAGGUGGCUCAGGACCCUAAGGGUGCCAUCUGACGUGGGAAUGGGACUGUGCUGCAGGGCAGAUGCUCUUCAUCCCACCAGUUUUAGGCUAUUUGCAUAUAUUUUAAUAAACGCCACAUUUACAUA